CUCGGCUCCGGUGGGUUCGGUUUCGUCUUGCUUGCGCAGAAGCGGUACGGGGACAUGAGAGAUGUCGCCAUCAAGUUUAUUGUCAAGGAUAAGAUGCCGCGCCAUAGCUGGAUUCUCGACAGAGACUAUGGCAUGCUUCCUAUCGAGAUCACAGUGCUGCGUCUGGUGAAGCAUGAGAACAUCGUGGAGUUUAUCGAGUUCUUCCAAGAUGAUGUCUACUUUUAUCUGGUGAGUGCAUAUAUGCGCCAAGUAGGGCGCGCCUCCUACGAUCUUUUCGAAUGCAUCGAGCGUCACACGCGUCUCUCAGAAGACGUCGCCCGGCGUAUCUUCCGGCAGGUCGUGGACGCCGUUUCCUAUCUCCAUUCACUCGGGAUCUACCACCGCGACAUCAAGGAUGAGAACAUCCUGAUCGACCAAGAUUUCCGCGUCAAGUUGAUCGAUUUUGGGUCGGCGGCCAUCACAGAUACUCGAAAGGCCCCACCCUAUCAUGAUCGCUUCUUCGGCACGAUGAACUUCGCCAGUUCCGAGAUCUUGCAGAACAAAGCAUAUCAAGCGCCGCCCGCGGAGAUCUGGACGCUGGGUAUACUUCUGCACAUCCUUGUCACGGGAGAAUGCCCUUUCUCGAGCACGCAAGCGGGCAUCGAGGGUCGGAUCAGCCCACCCAGGAAGGGCGUGUUCAUGUCCCGCGACUGUGAGGCGCUCGUCAGGGGCUGCCUUGAGGUUGAUGUCAACAAGAGGCUUACUAUCCACGAGAUCCAGAGCCAUCCUUGGCUGAUGAGGAACUGAGCUCUGAUUCUAAUUCUCUGCAUCCAUGUCCUGCGAAAUGGACACCCCAUAUCAAAAUCGGCUACCUUCGGAUUGACAUCAUCCACUUACAAAAGAGGCGCCUCACGGCCGCCUUCCCUUCCACUCAUUUGCAUUAUUUCCCGCGUCACUCGUUUUCGUCUUGGAUGCACAUUUUUCGCUCUUCAUUGAAUAUCGCUAUAACCAUCGGAAAAGCUGCCGUAUAUCUAUUCACGCAGGUCCUCGGCGACCCUUUCACCGGAUUUCGAUACCUCUGGGUCGAAAGUAUGUCCUCCUUCUGUCAUCAUUAAUUUUGCGUGCCUGCCACGCCUAUAUUCUCUUACUUAUCGCACUGUCUGCGUCCCCGGUGACAGUGUUACUGGUCUUGUAUGGCCUCUGCUGCAUUGUUUCAGUAUCCGACACAACAUGCUUCGUUACCGUUUUCCGUUGACUUGUUUCUACACUCUUCCCUUGUUAUCCUCUCAUUCGCUAUUCGCCAUCGCCAUCG
Messenger RNA from Dacryopinax primogenitus, 1291 nucleotides. RefSeq names its product Pkinase-domain-containing protein. The transcript is spliced from 2 exons. Gene Ontology annotation, biological process: negative regulation of apoptotic process; protein phosphorylation; negative regulation of glycogen biosynthetic process. The coding region runs from base 55 to 786 and encodes 243 amino acids. The record is from RefSeq and is a predicted model, not a curated record. Gene Ontology annotation, cellular component: cytosol; nucleus; cytoplasm. NCBI's taxonomy places the organism in Eukaryota, Fungi, Basidiomycota, Dacrymycetes, Dacrymycetales, Dacrymycetaceae. Gene Ontology annotation, molecular function: ATP binding; protein serine/threonine kinase activity.